Molecule: messenger RNA, 372 nt
Organism: Opisthorchis viverrini
Lineage: Eukaryota; Metazoa; Platyhelminthes; Trematoda; Opisthorchiida; Opisthorchiidae
Exons: 3
Coding region: 1-372 (123 amino acids)
Source: RefSeq, a predicted model, not a curated record
AUGCAAAAUGAUAUGACGGCCAAAAGUGCCAAGAGUAGAACUGGUCGCUUCUCAGGAAAGACAAAUUCAGCUGGGUUCCGGGAAAGUUUAUCAGGAUUCCACUGUGGUCUGUCUGAAAUGCGAACUGCAUCUAAAUACGGAACGUUUUUUAAUCCCAUGAUCACUUUCAACGCUAGUACUACCAUCGAGAACGCAUGUCAACUUCGAUCUAUCCACUAUCUCCUAGACGACCUGAUGAUUGAAUUAAUCAGCAGCUGGUUAGAACAGGAAUCACCCUUGAAAGUAAAUUCACAAGUUACACAAACUGGCCGGCUCAUACGUGGUUCUGAUAUUGCUGGUCAACUUGUCACGUGUCUGAACCUACCAAGCUGA